ACCGAUUCAUAAUGUUUGUAAACCCUCCAGAUGAUAUGAAGAUGCAUUGGCCAGAAUUGCAGGGAAAGGAUGUGGAAGAAGCACGCAAAGUGAUUCAGGAAGAAUGCCCUGACGUUCAUAUCCAGGUUUUGGGCGCAACCUCUCCUGCUACGAUGGAUUACCGCCUCGACCGCGUCCGUAUUAUAAAGGAUGAGAACAACAAAGUAAUGAUGGCAAAUCGUGGCUUUCCUGUUUGUUCUAUACCACUCUCGAAUUUUAAUCUCUUAGUAUGCAGUACGGUGACCACCGUCUCUAUCUGUCUGAUCCUCCCAUCAAAAACAUGA
This is a messenger RNA of Blastocystis hominis, 323 nucleotides long. RefSeq lists its product as hypothetical. The record is from RefSeq and is a predicted model, not a curated record. The transcript is spliced from 3 exons. Gene Ontology annotation, molecular function: serine-type endopeptidase inhibitor activity. Lineage: Eukaryota; Bigyra; Opalinata; Blastocystidae. The coding region runs from base 12 to 323 and encodes 103 amino acids. Gene Ontology annotation, biological process: response to wounding.